UCACGAAACACCAACACAACUUUUUUUCGUUAAUCGCUCCAAGUUUCUUAAGGAUUAAGAAAAAAAGUCUGAAACAUAAUCGGAGAAGUAUGGAUCUCAAGACACUGAAUCAAUUUUCGCCGAUGACAAAACUUACCGUUCCGAAACACAAAUUUAUGCAACUCAGGCGAGACGAGUUGAGAUGUUACGAACGAUCAAAACGAAAGUUUUCUCUUCAUGAUGAUGAAGAUCCUUCUUCGAAACGCAGAUGCUUAGAAUAUCUGCGAGAGAAAGAAGACGACGUCGUUUUUGUUGAGCCUCCUAGGUUGAAAAGUAGUGAAUUGUCAAUACGACAGCGUUCUACUAGUGAUGAAGCUCCUUCUCAGACGGUGAAACACAAAAUCUCAGACGAUGACGAGAUUGCAAACGAUGCCGUUUUCUACAAGCCUUGGUUGGAUAAUUUACGACUAAAACGACAGCGUUUGGGUGAUGAUGAAGAUCCUUCCUCUAAUUCUUCUUCUCCGUCUGAAGAUGAUAUCGCUGCUCUCACUCUCAUCCAGUUUUCCUGUGAUAAACGCCAAACGCAAACACAAUCUCAACCGCAACCGCAAACUCAAACAACUCAACCGCAGGCGCCGCCGAAGUUUGAUUUGUUCGAGUGUAGUGUCUGUGGAAAAGGGUUUACUUCGUAUCAAGCAUUAGGUGGUCACAAGGCCAGCCACAGGGUUAAGCAGCCACAACCGCUUCUUGAAAACGCAGACGCAGACGCUGGAGAGAAAACGCGGUCAAAGAUGUUGUCUCCGUCUGGGAAAAUCCACAAGUGUGAUAUAUGUCAUGUUGUGUUUGCCACGGGACAAGCACUUGGUGGACACAAACGCCGUCACUACGAAGGCGUUCUCGGCGGUCACAAACACGGUAAUGCCGAGGUUGUUCUCAAGUUAAGUCCCAAUAAAAAUGGGAGCAUUGUAACAAAAGUGUUAGAUCCAGGACAGAGUUUAAUGGUAAGUGACAACGUUCUCAGCGGUCACAAUGUGUUGGAUCUAAAGCUGAGCCUAAGUGAAAGUGACGGAGUUCUCGUCAGUGACAAAGGCAGUCAGGACCAGGUUGUUCGUGAGGAAGACAAGUGUAGUCCUAGUAGUAAUGGGAGUAUUGUAACAAAUGUGUCGGAUCCAGAGCAGAGCCUAAGGAGAUUGAUAGAUCUUAAUAACCUGCCGUCACCGGAGUUUGAUGAAUCUGGAGGCGGAGACGUGGAGGAAGUUGAAAGUGCAAUGAUAUUAGCAAACAAGCCUUGCAAAAGAAAAGGGUCUCUGAUAGUGAUAGUAAUGGCUCUUACAACACAGUUGGAACAACUUUUAACGAAGGCGAAUCAACGUUUAAAAGUGAUAGAACCGAUCGGGCUAGAAGAAGAAGGAGAAGAAGACGAUGAGUGUGUUGAGAUUGGGUUGGAGAGUUGUGAACAACAGUCAAUACCAGAGCGUUUUGGUAAUGAUAAAGAUCCUUCUUCGGAUCAAAGAGUCCUAGAAUCGAUCCGGCGAGAAGAAGACGACGCCGUUUUGAUUGAGCCCUGGUUGAAACGCAGGGAACUGUCACAACGACAAGGUUUGGGUGACGACGAAGAUUCUUUCGCGGAACACAGCUUCUUACAAGUAGAAGAGUGUUUUGGUGACGAUGAAGAUUCUUUCUCGGAAUCGAACCGGCAAGAAGAAGAGAAAGAAGAAGCCCGGUUUUCAAACGACGACGUUUUCCUUGAGCUUUUGUUGGAUGGUAUUGAACGAUCAAAAACAAAGCCAAAUCGUUCUUCUUCAUCUCAUGAUGAUGAUGAUGAUUCUUCCUUUACACACACAGGUUUAGAAUCGAUCCGGCAAGAAGAAGAAUACAGAGCCGUUAUUAGGCCUUGGUUGGUUAGUGUAGCACCAAAUCAACAGCGUUUUGGUGAUGAUGAAGUUUCUUCUUCUUCUUCUCUCUCUGAGGAUGAAACUGCUGCUCUCUGUCACAAACGGCAAUCGCAAACGCACACCCAACCUCAACCACAGAUGCUGCCUAAGUCUGAUCCCUUUAAGUGCAGCGUCUGUGGAAAAGAGUUUCCUUCAUAUCAAGCUUUAGGUGGUCACAAGGCUGGCCACAGGGUUAAGCCGCCUGUUGAAAACGCAACUGGAGAAAAAACACGGCCAAAGAGGUUAGCUCCAUCUGGGAAAAUCCACAAGUGUUCUAUUUGUCAUAGAUUGUUUCCAACGGGACAAUCCCUCGGGGGACACAAACGCCUUCAUUACGAAGGUGUUCUCAGCGGUCACAAACGCAGCCAGGACGAGGAGGCUGGUUCCCAAGGAGACAAGUCGAGUCCUAGUGGUAAUGGGAGUGUUGUAACACAUGUAUCUGACCCAAAGCAGAGCCUAAAGGGAUUGAUAGAUAUUAAUACAGUGCCAUCGCCAGAGUUUAAUGAACCCGGGGACAAAGACAUAGUGGAGGUUGAAAGUGCAUUGUUAGCAAACAAGCUUCAACAAGAAAGAGGAAUUACCAAUACUAACAGGAUAAAGGGUUUUCAUUUUUUUAACUUUAUGUAAACUUAUUAACACACUUAUGUAACAUAAGUUAUGUUAUUGAAUUCUCUCACAUAGAUAGAUGUCAAUACUAGAUUAGGUUUACUUGAU
This is a messenger RNA of Arabidopsis lyrata subsp. lyrata, 2627 nucleotides long. RefSeq lists its product as uncharacterized. Lineage: Eukaryota; Viridiplantae; Streptophyta; Magnoliopsida; Brassicales; Brassicaceae. The transcript is spliced from 2 exons. Gene Ontology annotation, molecular function: DNA-binding transcription factor activity. The coding region runs from base 90 to 2540 and encodes 816 amino acids. The record is from RefSeq and is a predicted model, not a curated record.